UUUAAAUUAUUAUUAUGAGUGAUCCUUCAGCAUCGACUAUCGCGAAAGAGUUUGCAAGACACAGUCACUUGUCACUCCGCUGAUUCCAGAGGCCGCUUCUUGAAUCUUCUGCCUCCAUUCCGUUGAAGCUACCCGACUAAAAAAACGUGCUACGGUGGACAGCCCCGGAGUGUGAGUACCAGCCCUCUACAAAUGCAAGCCGCCCUGGUCGGAUCACCAGAUUAUUCGGUUCUGUCCACAGUCCUCCCCUGCACAGGCGGUCGCGCUCUCCAGCACACCUGGUCCGCGCUACUGCCGCUAGCACUGGUGCUAUGCAGGCGGCAACUGUAUCUAUGAGUACAUGUAGAUCUACCAGAAGCCACUUGUCAGGCUCAGGAGGGAACAUUGGUGCGGGCGAGGAGGUCGGUGGACUCCGCGGUCCGGAUGAGGAAUUUGACACGCGAAAAUGGAUACCCCUGAAUAAUCGCGUGGGGCCUCACGGGGAUGUCGUCCAGCUGCUGUCCUUCAAAACUGAGUGUUGCAAGAAUCGCAAACCGCCCAGCUAUGGAACUUGUUUCUUGGCGAAGAGUAUCAGUGGAAGAGGGAGUAAGUCAUCGUUUAACUUGUUCAAUGAAGGAGAAAAGGGAGACGAGUACGUGUGUUUCUUCACCGUAGCUCAUAACCUUUACUGUUACAAACAUAGGUGCUACGCAGAGAAGAUUGCCCUGGUGCACAUGAAGCAGCCAGGCACCCUGGAGUGGACGGCUCGCACGAAACAAAAGGAAAUACACCACGGCGACACUAAGAGUGGAUUCUACCGCGUGCCGGAGGAGUUUAAAACGUUCACGACCCACGAUGCCCAAUGCCGUAGCGACUAUGGAUUGAUAGUGCUACGUCGUGACAGCUUACUGGACGUGGAUACACAGAACAUCAGCCUUUGUCUGCCCGCGUCGCUCAGGCCGUGUUACCAGAACGGUGCGGUGUGCGGUUACCCACAGAAUGUUUACCGGCGACCAGACAUCCCCGGCUACGGUGAAGAGGACGGUGUGAGUGCCGGCGUUCCGGGACGGCCCGAUGUGAAGCGAUAUUGCGUCACGGGUGCCCAGUACUGUUCAGCGGCGUGCUCAACGUCGGCACCCGCAGUUAAGAUGAGCGACAAGCGCCUGCGUGAUGCGGAUUUCCGGAGGGUCGCGGAGCGGAACAGCAACGGGAUAUUCUCGUUCCCGCAAAACCACUUCGACCAGGAGCGUGAGGUGUUUCGGCCGUCACCCCAGACGAGUGAGUCGCUGUACCGCUACUACAUAGAAGCAUCCCCGGGUAACAGCGGGUCUCCAGUGUACGUGGACUUGAAAGAUAGUAGCAGUGUGGAAGUGGUCGGUAUACACAGGGGACCUUGGUGCUACAGGUUUAAGGAACGGAUCGACAUUGCUACAGACUGCAACAUCGCUGUUCGCCUAACGGAGGCCGUGCUAGAUAGAAUGAGAGGCUGGCUAGAUGAAUACGUCACGGUCGGAGUUGACUGCGGAGAGGAGAGCGGCACUCCACUUGACAGCUGUGUAGACAGUUUAGUGGAUGAUGAUGAUGAUGUUGCUCCGCUCUUCCGUGUGGCUUCACACCUACCGCUGGCAAUCAGGCAGCAUCCGAGUGCCCCCACUGUGGGUAUCAAGAAUGUCACCAGCGAAGUGAAGCAAACUGGUUCGGGCGCAGUGAAUAUAAACGUGCAAGGCGAUAGAAGUGCGGUCACAGUUGAAUUUCUCACUGCGAAGACCACGACGAGCACUGCUGUUGGUAGCCAACCGGUGAGUGACGUGACGACAGCUAUAUCGUUGGAUGGUGUUACAGUUCCAGCAAGCGAUGAGGCACACUGCCCCAUCAACAACGCUGCGAUGUACCCGACGCAGGCAAGCACUCCCCGCACCGGUGCACCACAGCAACUGCGGCAGCAGCAACAACAACAGCGGCAGCAGCAGCGGCAGCAACGGCAGCAGGAACAGCGGCAGCAGCGGCAGCAGAAGCAGCAAAAACAACAGCAGCAACGGCAGCAGCAGCGAAUCACUCCUCUGCAACAAUCAACCAUGUUGUCCAAUCAGGCAGAUGAUAUGCUGGAAAAAGCAGCGCGAAACACGAGCGUUUCAACGUGUCAGCCUCCCAGUGGUCCAUCACCGCCACAAGACAUGUCUCAAGUUCAACAUGACUUUGGUCCAUCACCGGUACCAGACAUGUCCCCUGUACAACAGCCCAGUGGUCCAUCACCGCUAUCAGACAUGUCCCCUGUACAACAGCCCAGUGGUCCAUCACCGCUACCAGACAUGUCCCCUGUACAACAGCCCAGUGGUCCAUCACCGCUACCAGACAUGUCCCCUGUACAACAGCUCAGUGGUCCCUCACCGGUACCAGACACGCCCCGUGUACAACAGCCCAGUGGUCCAUCACCGCUACCAGGCAUGUCUCCUGUACAAAAUCACGUUGGUCCAUCACCAGUACCAAACACAUCCUCUGUACAACAUCACAGCGGUCCAUCACCGCUACCAGACACAUCCUCUGUACAACAGCUCAGUGGUCCCUCACCGGUACCAGACACGUCCCCUCUACAACAGUUCAGUGAUCCAAAGCAUCUACCAAGUAUGGAUCCGGUACAGCAGCAACAGCAGGGCACUUCACCUCAGCACCAGGGCACUGUACCUCAGCAGCAGUAUUCCACACCACGGCAAAUGGACACGCAUACACCAGUGCCGCAAGAGGGUGCAUUCACAUUGCCGCAGCAACAGGUUGUGGGUGUGUCACGGCAGCACAUGGGUAUGUGUGCAUUGCCACAGCAGCCGAUUGUGGAUGCGUCACGACAACACAUGGGCAUGGUUGCGUUGCCACAGCAACCAGUUGUGGAUGCGUCACGACAACACAUGGGCGUGUGUGCGUUGCCACAGCAACCAGUUGUGGAUGCGUCACGACAACACAUGGGCAUGUGUGCGUUGCCACAGCAACCGAUUGUGGAUGCGUCACGACAACACAUGGGCAUGUGUGCGUUGCCACAGCAACCAGUUGUGGAUGCGUCACGACAACACAUGGGCAUGUGUGCGUUGCCACAGCAACACGGUGUGUACAUGUUACCACAGCAACUGGGCGCGCUAGCACAAGAACAGAGAACAACACCAUGGCAACAGAGUGCUCCUAUCCCGCAACAACUAGUUAUGAUGGCAGGCCUGUACACUGACGUUGAUCCAGAACAGUGGGUGAACUUCAGAACUCUGUCGGCCAAAGAGAGGACAAGCCUCUAUAACUAUCUUCACUAUUACCUGGCUAAAAGUCCCAAGAUGGUGUACACUCUUGCUAUCUAUCUACUGGACGGUUGCACAGACGUACCGGACCCGGAAGCGGCGAUCAACAACAACGCAGGCCAAGAAAAGAAGAAUUUUGACUUGUUUGACGCCAUGAUGGACCUGUGGCUCGAAAAGAUGACUGAUGUCAGUGGCAAGGUUCUCCAUGAAGCUGUGGCCACGGGACUGGGCAGGGGAAUAGCUGCGAGCAUCAAGGGCAAACUGCAGGGUGACUAAUGAUUUCAACAGCAGGUACAACGCUGCCGUGAAGUCAUCAGCGCAAAGCUCCCCGCUGUUGAUCGCACUUGGUGACGUUGCUGAUUAGAAAACGAUUCCCUGCUGUCGCAAUUUCACCAUGAUCGGUCAUGUCAGUGUCACGCAGUUGCUCGACAACGGUCGGCAGCUACCAUUGAGCAUUGAGCAUGCUGUAGUGAGCUCUACGCCGGCCUGCCACAGAAGGCAAAAGAGCAGAGUGAACUAUACAACCAUGUACUCAAUCUGCGGACAGAACUGUUUCGUCCUUUGUGGACUCCUCGGCGCGCCACAGAGAAAAUGAGGCCGAACCUGAGGCCGAACAGUCA
Sycon ciliatum is the source of this 3874-nucleotide messenger RNA. RefSeq lists its product as uncharacterized. The coding region runs from base 312 to 3530 and encodes 1072 amino acids. The transcript has 8 exons. The record is from RefSeq and is a predicted model, not a curated record. NCBI's taxonomy places the organism in Eukaryota, Metazoa, Porifera, Calcarea, Leucosolenida, Sycettidae.